This is a messenger RNA of Soboliphyme baturini, 869 nucleotides long. The record is from the annotation of a GenBank genome assembly. Lineage: Eukaryota; Metazoa; Nematoda; Enoplea; Dioctophymatida; Soboliphymatidae.
AUGGAAGGCCCUAUAUUUGUCAAGCGCCGUAUUAACUUCAGACCAAGCCUUCCGAUAACGCAUUUGAUAUCAUCCAAUGGCCGCGUGGUGAUUGGAAUGAAAGAAGCAAAGGUGUUGAGGAUCCUUGUUCAAAACCCUGAUUCUGAGAACGAGGUGAAUUUGUCAGCGAUAAACGGUGACGAAAUAUUGCUCUUGUUUCUGGACCCGUCUGGUCAACAUCUGAUCGCAACCUUGUCGUCCGGCGACACGUUUUAUUUACACUGGACAAUGAAGAAGCCAAAAUUGUUGACAAGACUUAAGGACCAGAUUUUGACCAGUGUUGCUUUCAUUCCAGAAAGCAGCAAGAACGGCUCGACGGGUUGUGUACUCAUGGGAACUUCUAAAGGACACGUUUUUUCUCGUUUGGAGGAAAAUGUGACAGACGAUGCGGAAGCUGAACUUAGCGCAUGUGGCUUCACUGACCUUUCCACUUUCCCGUACUGUAUCAGGUUUUCCUCCGGCAUCGAGAUUGGUUCCAUUUGUACGGAAAAAGCUGAUCUCUCAGAAUGCAUUCAGAAUCGACGGUUCAUGAGAUAUUCCGAUAUAUGUGACGAAAAAUUGCCCUGCACCGGAAUUGUUGUCACUGAAUUUCACACGUUGCUGACGUUCAAAAGGUGUUUGUAUGCGGUCUUCACAUUGAGUGGCGAGGUGGUGCUGAAGGACAUUUUCACUGAUAAAAUGGGCGAUGUCGUUGGCGUAACUCGUGAUCCUAUAUCCGGUUUUAUCUGGGUGUAUACGAACGAUGCGGUGUUUAAAUAUGGACCAGAAGAAGAGACCAGGUUUGUGCAAGGGAAUGUUUUAUGUCGCAUGACAAAUGGAAUUAUUUAGAC